UUUUUUUUCAUGUGUUGUAUGACGAUUUGAAUGUAUAGUUCAUGCAUGUUGUUGUUGGAUUGUUGUUGUAGUUGAAGUAAAGAGUUAGCCGUGAGUGAGGUGAAGUCAUGAUUGAUUUCAUUUUGCAUGUAUUGUUGAUGAAUUGAAUAUGUAUCAACAUAGGCAAAUGAACAAAGAUUUGUAGAAGUUUGGUUGUGAUGUUGUAUGUUGGAUAUGGGACUGUUUUUUUUUUUCUUGAAAUGAAAAUGAGCCGUGAGUUGAAGGUUCUAAUGAAGUCAUGCUUUAUCUUCUUGAACAUGUAUUGGAAAUGGAUUGAAUGUAUUGUAGUUGGAUAAACGGAUGAAAAUCACGAAAUUGUGGGAAGGGUGUUGUAGCCGUGUAAAAAGGGACUGUUUUAGGGGAGAUUUAGGGACUGUUUUGUGUCACAUUUGGAUUGUUGUUGUUAUGGACAUUGUGGUGCAUUGUAUGCAUGUUGAAUAUGUGAAUUGAGGUGUUAAAGAAAUGAAUUAUGAUGAAGUGUAUAGGCAGUCCAAAACUGUGGACAGUUUUGAUGUUAGAAGUGAAUUUGUGUGUGUUGAAUGUUGAUUCUUGUUGCAAACGUUUAGUGAAAGUAAAGUGCAUUGAUUCAAGCUGAAACUGAAAUGAUGGUGGGCUGUUAUAAGAAUGGAAAUGAUGCUAAAACAGUUCCAAAAAUCAUGAAAGUAAUGUCAUUAAACGUGUUGUUGUUGUUGCAAGUUAAAACUGGAAAAUUGCUAAGUGAGAAUGGAAAUGCUAUGUGUGUUGUUUAGCCAUGUGUAUGAAACAGUUUUGAAUGGUGUAUGGACUGCCCAAGUUCCCUAAGUCAUGUUUAAACAAGUCUUGAUUAAUAUAUGAAAGAACGAUUAGCAAUGUUAGCUUGUAACGCUAGUUGGUUUGAAUGCGAACGAAACGUCGUUUAAUUGUUAGAAAGGAAUUGUGAGUGUCACAAUACGUAUUGAAUGCCCUUGUAGACUAAUUGUAGUUCUUCACAUCUUGAUAUAGGAUAAGUGUUUUUGGGCAGCAAGUACAAGUUAGAAUACAACUAAACGCAAAAGGUACAGACGCUCGUUUCGGAGAUCCGCCAGCUUAGGACACUAUUUCAGCUCUUUUGGACUGCUCCUUUGUUCCGGAGCUAGCUUGUGUGAUGCCUCCGAAAAAGGCAACGGCUGCCCAGAAGAAAAAGGGCGUGGUAGGAGAGACCAGUCGGGCUCAGAAGGGUACUCGGACCCUUGCUCAGAUGAUGCGUGAUAUUGCGUCCCGGCCAGCAGACUCUGCUAUGUCUUCAUCAUCAGAGGAGUCUGGAGCAGCAUCACCAUUAGCUCCAGAGGCUCCAGCUCCCGCGCCUCCAGCUCCUCAGCCAGGGGCGGAGGAUAGGACAUUGAGGGAGGCCGUACAGUUGUUGACUACUUUGGUAGCGGGACAGGUUCGCAGACGCGGGCAGAGAGAUGAUGAUGAUGAUGACAGGCGUGAUAGCCUAAGGGUUCGUGACUUUUUGACAUGCCGUCCCCCAGAGUUUUACGGAUCUAAGCCCGAGGAGGACCCCCACGACUUCAUUCGGGGAGUGCGGCGCUCAUUGGAUUUGGUCAGGGCUUCAGAGACCGAGUCCGUUGAGUUAGCCUCACACAGAUUACGAGAUGUUGCUGCCAAUUGGUAUGAGUCUUGGGAGCUGUCCAGAGGUGAGGGGGCUUCCCCAGCUACUUGGGAUGAGUUUGUGACUGCUUUUCUCCGCCACUUUCUGCCCCCGGAGUUACGGCGGGCACGGGUUGAUAAAUUUUUACAGUUGCGGCAGAACGGCCGGAGUGUUCGCGAGUAUAACCUGGAGUUUGAUUCUUUGGCUCGAUAUGCCCCUGCUAUAGUAGCGGAUAUGGCUGACCGUAUGCACCGGUAUGUGAUAGGAUUGGACCGCUACUUGAUUGACGGUUGCAUGGCGAUGGCGUCACAGACAGAUAUGGAUAUCGCCCGGUUACAGGCCCAUGCCCAGGGUAUGGAGGACCGAUACAGGGCCGAUUAUGCUGGUAGAGAUCAAUCGGGCAGAGAUCGUGAUAGGAGACCGCCCAAGCGGGCCAGGUCAGCUGGGUAUUCUGGUGAGUUUCGGGGCGGGCAGCCCCAACAACAGCAUAAUAGCUACCCUUCUCAGCCGGCACGGAGUGAACCUCCACGAUUCACUGGUAGGAGGUUUGAUAGCACAGGGUAUUCAGAAGCUGGUCAAAGCUCCAUGACUUCAGGUUUCCAGAUGCACAAGGAUUCAGGCCAGACGAGGCCAUCUAUACCACAGUGCCCUCAAUGUGGCAGGCGCCAUCUGGGGGAAUGCCGCCGCAUUACUGGUGCUUGUUUCUCUUGCGGCCGUCAAGGCCAUACCAUGAGGGAGUGUCGAUUUGGGGGUGGUGCAGAUGGUGCAGCUCAGCCUACGGGGUCAGUUGCUGGUUCUUCUUCUUCAGUUGCCAUGCGUCCUAUGGGACAAGGUAUUCCGACACCAGCAGGCCGUGGCAGAGGCCGUGGAGGGGCUUCUAGUUCUGGCGGUCCUUCAAACCGCUUAUAUGCUUUAGCUAGCAGACAGGAUCAGGAAGCGUCGCCGAAUGUUGUUACAGGAUAAGUGUUUUUGGGCAGCAAGUACAAGUUAGAAUACAACUAAACGCAAAAGGUAUGUAAAGCCUAUUCCUUCUUCUUUUGGCAUGUCCUAGACGUAAGUGUGAAACGAUAUGAACCUUGGGGUAGAUUCUAUUCUCUAGUUUCAUGUAUGACUUAUGAUUCUAUAUUUCAUUAAGGUUAUUGUCAUGUGCCUACAAUAUGAUUGACUAAUGAAUAAUGCAUGAAAGUUCCUAUACUUAAAGAAUUACACAACUAGAGACAUACUUGACUUUCAAAAGCUAUACCAUGUUGAAGCGAUAUACGUACAUGAAAUCUGAAACGUUUCUUGUAAUAGUUUGUAUGAGACUUAAGAUGAACUGAAUAUGAAUAUUAUUUUUACACUUUAGAGCUGGUUAGUUGCUUAUCCACUGAGUCUCAAAAAGAUGAAUUGCAUAUAUGUGGUUGCUAUUUAUUCUGCUCGUGCUUACCGCUAUAUCCUUCACUGAGUCCCGGGCCAGGACACGUUCUCGUGCGCAUAUUUACUAUAUUAAUCACCGAGUCCCUCACUAGAGGGCCGGGACACGUUAUAUAUCUAUGUAUAUGAUGAUAUGAUGACAUGAUGAUAUGGAGAUGGUGGCCAGGAGGGCAUAUUCCCUAUUACCGAGUCCCUUAUUAAAGGGCCGGGACACGUCUAUGUUUAUGUUUAUGAUGCUAUGAUUUUAAUUACCGAGUCCCUCAUUAAAGGGCCGGGACACGUUAUAUAUGUUAUAUACAGAAUGAUUUUGCAACUUUGAUUACAAAACUCUAUAACGAUAUUGAUAUGAGAAUGAUACAGAUAAAAUAUGUCCAAAGGCAAGUUUUAUGAAUCUCUGAUUGCUGCAUUGGGUCCUACAUACUUUGUCUCCUUAUGAGUCUAUUACUACAUUUCAUGCUUUACAUGCUCAGUACAUAUUCCGUACUGACCCCCUUUCUUCGGGGGGCUGCGUUCAUGCCCGCAGGUACAGACGCUCGUUUCGGAGAUCCGCCAGCUUAGGACACUAUUUCAGCUCUUUUGGACUGCUCCUUUGUUCCGGAGCUAGCUUGUGGUAUAACUCCCUUAUGUUGUAUUCGUAGGUGUUUAUUUGGGUAUGGCGGGGCCCUGUCCCGCCACAUAAUACGGUCAUUACUCUUAGAGGUCUGUGGACAUCGGUGUGGGUCUGUUUGUAGUUGUUGAUGCGUUUUAUGUCUAUGACUUAUGUUUGGGGCG
This is a messenger RNA of Lycium barbarum (goji berry), 3832 nucleotides long. RefSeq lists its product as uncharacterized. The transcript has 4 exons. The coding region runs from base 1163 to 2611 and encodes 482 amino acids. Gene Ontology annotation, molecular function: zinc ion binding; nucleic acid binding. The record is from RefSeq and is a predicted model, not a curated record. Lineage: Eukaryota; Viridiplantae; Streptophyta; Magnoliopsida; Solanales; Solanaceae.